This is a messenger RNA of Triplophysa rosa, 2489 nucleotides long. RefSeq names its product syntaxin binding protein 2 (gene stxbp2). Bases 55 to 1830 code for a protein of 591 amino acids. NCBI's taxonomy places the organism in Eukaryota, Metazoa, Chordata, Actinopteri, Cypriniformes, Nemacheilidae. Gene Ontology annotation, molecular function: syntaxin-3 binding. The record is from RefSeq and is a predicted model, not a curated record. Gene Ontology annotation, biological process: intracellular protein transport; neurotransmitter secretion; vesicle-mediated transport. Gene Ontology annotation, cellular component: plasma membrane; secretory granule. The transcript has 19 exons.
AUCAUUUCUGCCUUCACAGGCCUGGUGGAAAUCUGUCAACAGGGAAGUGUCAAGAUGGCCCCGAGUGGACUAAAAGCAAUCGUAAACGACAAAAUUCUCAAUGAUGUGAUCAAGAGCAUUAAGAAAGAUGGAGAAUGGAAGGUGCUUAUUGUUGAUUAUCUCAGUAUGCGGAUUCUUUCCUCAUGCUGUAAAAUGUCCGACAUCAUGGCCGAAGGAGUAACAAUUGUGGAGGACAUUAACAAACGCAGAGAGCCCAUCCCUACUCUGGAGGCCAUUUACCUCAUCUCCCCUGUGCCAAAGUCAGUUUGUUCGCUGAUCAAUGACUUUAAAGAUUCAGCCUUCACUUACAAAGCAGCUCAUAUCUUCUUUAUGGACACUUGUUCUGAUGGGCUUUUCGCUGAAAUCGGGAGGUCAAGGCUCGCCAAGGUCAUCAAAACCCUGAAGGAAGUAAAUGUGUCUUUCAUACCGUACGAGUCGCAGGUGUUUUCUCUGGACAACCCAAAUUCCUUCCACAUGCUCUACAGCCCAAAUCAGGCUAAUUUAGAUGAGAAAACCAGGAUGAUGGAGGCCAUGGCCGAGCAGAUCGCCACACUCUGUGACACUCUGAAGGAAUACCCAGCCAUCCGAUACAGGCAGGGCCCGAAGGAGAAUUUCAGCCUUGCAGAGAUGGUGAUGGACCGUCUGAACGCACAUAAGGCAGAUAAUCCCAGCAUGGGGGAGGGCACUGAUAAAGCUCGCUCCCAGCUGCUUAUAGUGGACCGUGGAUACGACCCCAUCACUCCCAUCCUGCACGAGCUGACCUUUCAGGCCAUGGUCUACGAUCUGCUAGACGUUCAGCAGGACAUUUACAAAUAUCAGACUACAGGGAUCGGAGAGGCCAGAGAGAAGGAGGUGCUGCUGGACGAGGACGAUGAGCUGUGGGUUCAGCUGCGGCACAUGCACAUCGCAGACGUCACCAAGAAGGUGACGGAGCUGCUGCACACCUUCUGCGAGAGCAAGAGGAUGAACACGGACAAGGCCAACAUCAAAGAUCUCUCACAAAUGCUGAAGAAGAUGCCGCAGUACCAGAAAGAGCUGAGCCUGUACUCCACUCAUCUGAACCUGGCUGAUGCUUGCAUGAAGAAAUUCAAGAAUCAGUUAGACCAGCUGUGUGAGGUGGAGCAGGAUUUGGCCAUGGGGUCAGAUGCUGAGGGGCAGCCGCUCAAGGACGCUAUGAAGAGUAUCGUCCCCGUUCUGCUCAACGCUGAGAUCCAACCCUAUGACAAAAUCCGCAUCAUCCUGCUUUACAUUUUCCAUAAGAAGAAGGGCAUUGGUGAAGAGAAUCUGAACAAACUCAUUCAGCAUGCAAACGUGCAGCAGGACAGAGACAUCAUCACCAGCCUGCAGCAUCUGGGCUGUCCCAUCAUUACUGGCGGUGCUAACGCCGGUAAGAGUUUGCCCGAUAGGAAAGAACGUACAGAGUCCACGUAUCAGCUCUCCCGAUGGAUGCCCAUCCUUAAAGAUGUGAUGGAGAAUGUGAUUGAUGACAAGUGUGACAGGAAGCAGUGGCCGUUCCUGUCUGACCCCGCCCCCAUCACCACCACACAGACUGCUGUCAGCAGCGCACGGUUUGGACACUGGCACAAGAACAGAUCUGCCACCGAGUUCCGCAGCGGCCCUCGACUCAUCAUCUUUGUGAUCGGUGGAGUGACGCAUUCUGAGAUGCGCUCUGCUUAUGAAGUGACCCAAGCCACUGAGGGCAAAUGGGAGGUUGUGAUUGGCUCGUCUCACAUUUUAACUCCAACUCAUUUCCUGAAUGAUCUGAAGAAGCUGGAGCAAGCAUCAUCUUAGCGGUCACAUGGCCGAAGAGAUUCAUGGCAGUGAGCUCAUGUGAACACAGAUGCAUUGAGGUUUGGAUUGUAUGACAUACCCAGUAAAAUAAGCCACAUUAUCCAGAUAAUCAUCAAGGCUGAUCUUAUUUUCUGUCUUUUAAAGUAAAGUAAAGUAAAGUAAAGUAGUUAUUUGGUCUGGCUAAGCUGAACUGGUGGUAUACGUGUAUAUAUAAAUGCUGUUAUUACACUGAUAUUUAAUAUAAACGAAAAAGUAUGUGAAAGUGCUUUAAUUUUGCAAAUAUGUGGAUAAAAUCUUGCCUGUAUAAAUAUCAGUUCUGAUUCUGUGAAGACUUCUAGACCUCAAGACACACUGGAACAAACUGGAUUUUGAGACGCACUGUGCAUUGACUGCUUUUGUUUAUUAUGAAGGUUUUAUCUCACACGCGCCUUUAUAUGAUAGACAUGCUUGCAACAUGCAGAAAAGCAGAGAUUUCUGUUUGUAGCUUGGUUUGAUUCAGCGUUAUCUGUCUCUGUGUUAGUGAUAGCGGCCUUUGUGUUUGUCCUGCUAUAAACUUGUGCACUUUUUUCUUUUACUGUUACACAGAUUGGGUGACUGUGAUUCAUUGGGCCUUUCUGUCUAUUUGUUAACUAUUCUAAAUAAACUUUACAUACACAUCA